Oncorhynchus tshawytscha (Chinook salmon) is the source of this 621-nucleotide messenger RNA. Its product is annotated as protein BUD31 homolog. The record is from RefSeq and is a predicted model, not a curated record. Gene Ontology annotation, cellular component: spliceosomal complex; nucleus. Gene Ontology annotation, biological process: mRNA splicing, via spliceosome. The transcript has 4 exons. Bases 128 to 424 code for a protein of 98 amino acids. NCBI's taxonomy places the organism in Eukaryota, Metazoa, Chordata, Actinopteri, Salmoniformes, Salmonidae.
CUCUGCGGUGUGACGUCAAUAAGAAGCGACGGUGAGCAGGCCUACGAAAUCAAUACACAAAAAUAGGACGGGGGGGGAAAUAAGGUUUUGUUGUUUUUGGUUAAAUAAAUCCGUUUGAUUCAACACAAUGCCGAAAGUGAAAAGGAGCAGGAAACCACCUCCGGAUGGCUGGGAGUUGAUUGAACCGACAUUGGAUGAAUUAGACCAAAAAAUGAGAGAAGCCGAGACGGAGCCUCACGAGGGAAAGAGGAAGGUGGAGUCCCUGUUACCGAUAUUCAGACUGCAUCAUCAGAGGAGCAGAUAUAUCUUCGACUUGUUCUACAAGAGGAAGGCCAUCAGCAGAGAGGAAGUUCCCAAGAGCAAACUGGAGGUGGGGAGGAUUAUAGAGUGCACCCACUGUGGCUGCCGAGGCUGCUCCGGCUGAAUCGUCAGGAUCAUCGCCUGACUGUUCUACUCUGGCUCGUCUAGUCAGGUCUGGAUCGCCUGGCUGUUUUGCUGUGGGGAUCGUCUAGCCUGGCCUGGCUGUUCUGUUCUGGAUCGUCAGUUAUUUUCUACGGGACAUCAGGGCUCAUCUACUCCACCUGUGUGCUUCAUUACCCUGGAGCGUCUAAUCUCAAAUAC